AUUUUAUUGUCCAUGUAGGAGGUUAGUUUGAACGAAACGUCAAAAUCAAGUACCUCAUACUAUGAGGUUAAAAUUUAUAUAAUUAAAAUUAUCUUACCAAAAUGGCAAAUACUUUAACUAACGUGCCCGUAUCAAAGAUUAUAAAAAAUAAAAGCAAUUUCGAAGAUGAACCGAAGAAGAAAAGUCGAGAAGAUUGGCGGAAAGCUAAAGAGUUAGAAGAAGCAAGGAAAGCUGGCACGGCACCAGCUGCAGUAGAUGAAGAAGGCAAAGACAUUAAUCCACACAUUCCACAGUAUAUCAGUGCUACACCAUGGUAUUUUGGAGCACAAGGGCCUACUUUGAAACAUCAAAGACCACAGCCUGAAAAACAAAAGAAUUACAGCGGCAUAGACGAAUGGUAUAAACGUGGCGUAGACUCAUCUAAAGUAGCAACAAAGUAUCGUAAAGGAGCAUGUGAAAAUUGUGGAGCAAUAACUCAUAAGAAAAAGGAAUGUAUGGAACGUCCACGUAAAAUUGGCGCAAAAUACACGAAUGCAAAUAUAGCACCAGAUGAAUUUACUCAACCAGAAUUAUCGACGGAUUACGAUGGCAAAAGAGACAGGUGGGCUGGGUAUGAUCCUUCGCAGCAUAGAGCCAUUGUUGAAGAGUAUCAAAAAAUUGAAGAAGCAAAACGACAAAUGCGUGCAGAGAAGUUAAAUGCAGAGGAAAAUGACGAACAAGAUUCUGAUAAAGAUGAGGAUAAAUAUGUUGACGAAGUUGAUAUGCCAGGAACGAAAGUGGAUUCCAAACAACGUAUUACUGUUAGGAAUCUACGAAUUAGAGAGGACACAGCAAAGUAUUUGAGGAAUUUAGACCCAAAUUCGGCGUAUUAUGAUCCCAAAACGAGAUCAAUGCGUGAUAAUCCUUAUACUGGCACAGAGAGAGAGGUCGAUUACAAAGGUGAAAAUUUCGCACGUUUUUCAGGAGAUACACAACGACAUGCAAACGCUCAGCUGUUUGCAUGGGAAGCACAUGAACGCGGUGUUGACGUUCAUUUACUUGCCGAACCUACAAAAUUAGAAUUACUUAAACAAGAAUAUGAUAAGAAGCGUGACGAACUGAAAGACAAAGCUCGUGAUAGCAUAAUUAACAGAUAUGGCGGUGAAGAGCAUUUGGAUGCUCCCCCACCUUCUCUUUUAUUAGCACAAACAGAACAAUACGUUGAAUAUUCUAGAUAUGGAAAGAUUAUAAAGGGACAAGAUAGACAAAUAAUUAGGUCCAAGUAUGAAGAGGAUGUAUAUCCAAAUAACCAUACUUCUGUUUGGGGUUCUUAUUGGCAUGCUGGUAAAUGGGGAUACAAAUGCUGCCAUUCGUUUCUAAAAAAUUCAUAUUGCACGGGAAACGCAGGUAAAAAAACAGCCGAAGCAGUGGCUAUUGAAACUAAAAGGCCAAUGCACGAAGAAGAAAAAUCCAAUAUAAGAACAAUGAAUUUGUCUGAUGAAAAAUCAGAAAGUAAUGACAGUUCCUCAGACGAGGAAGAGAAAGUAUCGAGAACGAUAAAGUCAAAGUCAUCUAAAAGAAAGGAAAAGAAACAAAAGCAGAAAGAAAAACGAAAGAACAAGAAAAAGAUUGCUAGAUUGCAAGAACAAGAUAAAUUGCAGCAAGCAUUGCAGAAGGAAGAAGAAAAACAAAAAGAAGCAGAAAGGCUACUGCAGAUGAGUGAAAGAAAGCGUCCUUAUAACAGCAUGUAUGAGGUUAAAGAACCAACAAUGGAUGAAAUUGAAGCAUUUCAGAUGAAACGACAACGUGAAGACGAUCCGAUGGCAGAAUUUCUUAAUAAAUAAUUUUUAGAAAUUAAUGAUUCCUGUAAAUUUUUCUAAUGUAUCAAAAAAUUUAGUGUUAGUAUGUUUAAAAUGUAACUCAAAUAUAUAUAAGAUUGAUUCAUUUUAUAUAAAAAUGUAAUAUAAGAAAAGAGAAUAUCUUGUACAGGUUAACGUAUUUAAUAAAUCACGUGAAAAAUUGUAGUGUUGGAAUUUACGAGAUUUUGAGUAGCGAAUAAAUUUUUAUUUAUUCCCUCGGA
Messenger RNA from Frieseomelitta varia, 2059 nucleotides. It is a transcript of the gene Slu7, whose product is annotated as pre-mRNA-splicing factor SLU7. Gene Ontology annotation, cellular component: spliceosomal complex. Gene Ontology annotation, biological process: mRNA splicing, via spliceosome. The record is from RefSeq and is a predicted model, not a curated record. The coding region runs from base 102 to 1823 and encodes 573 amino acids. NCBI's taxonomy places the organism in Eukaryota, Metazoa, Arthropoda, Insecta, Hymenoptera, Apidae. The transcript is spliced from 5 exons. Gene Ontology annotation, molecular function: pre-mRNA 3'-splice site binding.